Tinamus guttatus (white-throated tinamou) is the source of this 2790-nucleotide messenger RNA. Lineage: Eukaryota; Metazoa; Chordata; Aves; Tinamiformes; Tinamidae. The record is from RefSeq and is a predicted model, not a curated record.
AUGGAAAAGAUCUGCAAUACGAAUUCACUAGUGAGAGACAUGCUUCUGAAAAGGGAUCUGGAUAAUAAGGGCAUCCUGGAGUACGUGCUUAGACUGAUCUCUGUAACAAAAGAGCUGAGCAGAUCUCUCAGUCAGCAGUUGGAGAACAUUGCAGAAGGUCUUCAAGACAUUUGCCACUUACUGAGAGCUCUUCAAGACAAACGCAGAGAACUGACUUCAAGGCAAGAGUGCAACAGAGUUAUAGAUUAUUUGCUGAAAGUGAAGGAUUAUUUGAUAAAUACAGUCUCAUAUCUUCAAGAGAGAGAAAAUGAACUCUAUGAUGCUAGCUGCAAAUAUGACGAUAAAUCUCAGAUCCAGACAGCUCAGAAUGCUCCUAGAGAAAUGGACAUGUGCUUUUCUGAAGUAGGAGGAGAAGAGCCUGUGCAAAUAUCUUCUAGUCUCAGUCAGCCCGCCCAAAUAACUCCUUCUCAGAGAAGUCAGGAUGGUAACCAAAUCCAGCCAAGUGAAACCAAAGCUGUGGAAAAAGAAACAGUUGCAUCAUUAACUGAAAAUGUAUCUGCUCAAGAAAACUAUAUUAAUAGAGAAGUUCCAGUGAAAAAAGAAAAUGAAAAAACUUAUGGAGGUGGCUCUUUUACUAAAAAGUCUCCAGAAUUGUUUUUUCAAGAUGUUCUUAGGGGCAAUGGUGAAGACAUUCUUUCUGGAACAUUAAAAGAUACUCAUAGCACUGUCAUGAACCUUUCUGAGAGGGAAGAGAUGGCAGUAGUCAACAAACCUUCAAAAAGCGUGGAGAAUGAAGAACGCGAACUGACAGAGCAAAUGAGAGACAGUAAUAUGGGAAAAAAACAUGAGAUUUACUUUACGUCUGUGACACAAGUAUGUGAUCUAACUACUGCAAACCCUUCUACAAAUGAUUCAGAAGACUUUCAAAAUUCUAGGCACUGGAUGAACAAAGCAUUUCUAGUGGAAGGAAGUGAUGAGAAUCAACAGGAAGUAGUUUGUUAUAUUAAAGGUCCUGCAAUUGCUCUUGAGAACCUGAUGUGUAAGAUAGUCAAUGACACUAGUUCCUUGGUGGUGGAGGAUUCUGAGGAGCUGCUCAGCAAUGUCAUCAGUAUUGAAUGCUCUGACUGUGAAAAAGCAGUCCCCUUCCCUAUCAACAUUGCAAUACCAUUUGCUUCACUCUUCAGAGGAAAUUAUCGGGAUAUUUUGGUGAAGGUGACUGAUAUGAACUUUCAGUCGACUUACUUGUCUCCCAUUUCUUUGGAGGGAUACCAAGGAAACCAUAAGGAAAUCUUUGCAGAAGUGAAAAUUUAUCAACUGGGUAUUUUUUCCGUAUUGUCAUGCUUAAAGAAAGAAAUAUUUACCAUUCCAAAGGCUGGUCUCUCCCAAAAGCUGAACAUAGAUUCUAGAAUCUCUUUCUAUUACCCUCCAGAAACAUUCAGUUCUCCAGCAGUCAUGCAUCUAAAGGUUCAGCCAAUUGAGCCAUCACUGGUUUCCACAUUGAAAGCAAAACAUGAUAUAUAUCAUUCAGUGGUAUCCAGUAGUGCACUGGUUCAUGUCCAGCAUCCUUCAGGCCAAGCAUUUAACAAGUCAGUUACUGUUACUCUUCCCUGUCCUCCAAACCCAGAAAAAAAGAGACAAGGAGAUGAGGCAGAACAUGUAAGAGCCAUUAGUGCUACCGUCAAGAGUCAAGUUACUACAACAUAUCAUCCUCGAGCUAUGACUGCCUCUCUGAGAAAGAAUGGGGAGAAUCUCAGUGAAACGUUGAAAUUAUUAGGUCGCAGGAAAAAAGGCGAGGAAUGGAUUGUGUUUGAUGAUGUAAUUAUCCAGAAUGCACGGAAUGGACUUGUAUCAUUUCAACUAAAUGAACAUUUAGAAAGCUUCUUUAUCAUUCGCCUUUCCUUCCACUUGGAAAACACGUAUCUUCUCCUCUUUGUUCAGGCUUUGGAAGAAGCCAUCUGUAGCACAAUGGCUAAUGUGGUACUGUAUCGGAAAAGAGAAAACCCAUACAAAAUUGUAGUUGUGCUAUCUGCAUCAAAAGAAUUGACCUGUGAACUUCAAAAUCUGCAUGAGGAGGGCUACUUUGGUCCCCCAGAACCAACAAAGCAGUUUCCAUUAAAAGAAGGAGAGCAGAUUCAUUUUAGAUUUAGAGGCAAUAUAUUCGCUUCAGAGAAUGGAGAAGAUUUUGGAAAAACCUACAGGCUUAUUUUUCAUUCACAAAGAAAGCCCCGGUUGGAGCUCCAAAUCAAAGAAGUGGAUGAAUUUGGUAAUUACAGCUCACCUCAUUACAAAGGUACAGCAGUGUUUUAUAAAAUCACCAGAGAGAUGAUAGCCAAGAAAUGGGAACAGGCCCUGCCAUAUGAUGACUAUCAACACCAGUCUCCACUGUGCAAAUUAGCACUAACAUUACCAAAGGUGCACACAGGGGUGUGUGAUGGCGCAGUCCUGAUGCAUCAGCAGUGUACAAACAACCCUAACAUUUCUCUUGCAGAGGCCCUGUGGGACAACUUGCUGUACUGGCUUGCAGAAGAGCUUGCAGAAGAUGACACUCCACUGCUCGCUUUGCACUUACCCGUUCGGAGGAGCACACUUCAGCUUGUUAGGCUGAAGUGCCCUGAUAAUUUAACCCACCAGAUCUACGAGCUUCUUUGCUGCUGGAGACAGUCCCUUCCACGAUCAGCUAAUAAACAGCAGCUCCUGUCUCGCUAUUUGCGGAGGAGCGGCCGGAGGGAUCUUUCAGAGGAACUGCGCUUCAAGUGGGAAAACAAACAGGGCAGGACCCCUGACAACUAA